Molecule: messenger RNA, 1923 nt
Organism: Cyphellophora attinorum
Lineage: Eukaryota; Fungi; Ascomycota; Eurotiomycetes; Chaetothyriales; Cyphellophoraceae
Exons: 2
Coding region: 1-1923 (640 amino acids)
Source: RefSeq, a predicted model, not a curated record
AUGUCCAAUUUCGACAGCCAUCACGCCAUGGCUGAAGCCAGCGGCACUCCGGUUGCCGACAACCUGGCCACAGCACUCAAUCCCUCCACCAAUCCUGAUUCCGCCACCGCUGAUCUUGACGGAGACGCAGAUGUAAGCACUGGUGUCGGCGCUAUCAUGUUCCUUCUCCGGAAGCGCAAAGCCAUCGAUGACACGGCUAACACUUCAGACAGCAACAAACUCAGCAUCAAACGCCAAAAGGCUCACGCCGGAGAUCACCCUCGCGUGCGCCGAGCUAGAAACCCCGCUCACGUCAGACGCAUGGUGCCAAUGUCCGCCGAAGAACGCGAAGCGUACGCCCACCUCGCCAACUUGCAACGCGACGCCGGCGCACUCGACGGUUUACCUCAAGAACUUCUCGACAACAUCUGGCGCCAGAUCUUCGUCGGCACUCGAGUCACCUUCAAGAAGUCCCCUGCAACUAAUCGAAUUCCGGACCGUCUCGCCUGGUGGAGGGACGGCUUUCCAUUCACGCGAAUUAGCAAGAAGCACAGUAGAGAUGCAAAGAGAGCCAUGCUUGAGCACGCCACAGUCUUAGUGCCUGCGACCGAUGUGGCUUUGCUGCUGGCACAGUGCAAGGAAAUCGCAGAGAUCCGUCACAUUCAGCUAUGCGUUCCUUCAACCGUUUGCAACUCCUUCACUUUGAUGGACGAUUUCUUCAGGGCUUUGACAAGUCUCAGAACCCUGCGGAUCGACACAUUCGUGCGACAUUCGCGAAGACAGCACUCUAAUCUCGCCGAACUGAUGGACAAAGAGGCGCUAUGGACAGGAAGACUUCUUCUGCAAGUUUUGACGCGAUCGAGGGAACUCCCGAUCCAUAAAGCCGUCGAACUUGACCUGGACUGGCUUUAUGACAUCUUGCGCGGCGAAGCUUUCCUUGGGUGGGAAAAGGCCCCAGCGGUCCAGGUCACGGUCGGAUUCGAGAUCGAGAAGGCAGACAACACAUACAGCUUCUCGGAAAAUGAGAAUGGGACCAUCGAUACUUCUCCUUCCGUAUACCAUUUCGGCAGCGGUCUAUUGACUGGCACAAGAGGCGGUCGCCAGGUUUCGGCAAAGCAGCGCAUUCCCUCUUUCACCGGCUUUCGACGCAGAGGAGGUCGCGCAAUGCUGUGCGACGCCUCCAUGCCGAACACUGUGGUACGAAGCCUCGUUGAGAGCAUAAUAGGCCAUCCUCUUGGUGAAGUUGACCAAAGAGAGCUGUGGCGCUUUGCUUGGUUUGAGGCUGACCGAAAUUGCGAUUCAAAUCCUUGGGACUUGGAUAUUGACCGAGAGGUCUAUCUUGCAGCAUGCGAGCUGUAUGCAUUCGACCAGGAGAACCCCUCAUGUCGAAAGUUGAUUGCGUGGUUGGAACAGCGUAGUGUACCGGAGCUCCAAAUCGAAAACGCCGAGCAGGCUCAGGACUUGAUUGUGGUAGUCGACCCUCGAACGCGCCCCAUUCCUCAAUACGUGGGGUAUUUCUUCCAGCAGGCGUUCAAUCAGAUGCUAGAGCAAGCCUGGGAUCGAUCUGAACCCAUCAUCAGACGUGGACGCCAUCCUCGUACAUUUGAAUUCGCCAAUACGCUGCAAGUGUAUCAGUUUGUGACCUCGCUGAUACAAUUAUGCACCGGGCGGCGGUGUCGCGUCCUGGAUGCCGCCGCUGGAACAGACUUCCCGCGACUCAUAAAGGCCAGCUACUACCGACGAUGCUUCGACCGGCUCUACAAACUGCCAACCCGCCCGGGUACGGAAGCUGUCACCAAGCACAUGAGUCUGGAGGCAGAGAGACUCCGACCUUCAGACCCGGUCGCAGCCAUGGAUCUGACGUGGGCAAUUAAAUACAUGGCGACAGGGGGCUUGUGGCAACAUAGCGGUAUGGCGACAGACUUCGCCAACCUCUUCGAUUGA